This is a messenger RNA of Aegilops tauschii subsp. strangulata, 540 nucleotides long. NCBI's taxonomy places the organism in Eukaryota, Viridiplantae, Streptophyta, Magnoliopsida, Poales, Poaceae. The record is from RefSeq and is a predicted model, not a curated record.
AUGGCCUCCUCCUCAUCCCAGCGCCGCCCCCCUCCACAGGCCUCCUCUCGCGCUAGCGGCCGGCCUCCUCCUCCCCGCGUCGCCCCCCUCAACGGCCCCUCCACGGCCUCCUCCCCGCGCCAGUUGCCGGCCGCCACGGCCUCUCCUCCCCACGCCGCCCCCUCCAUGGCCUCCUCGACGGCCUCCUCCCCGGGUCAGCGGCCGGCCGCCACGGCCUCCUACUCCCCGCGCCGCUCCCCUCCACGGCCUCCUCCCCGCGCCAGUUGCCGGCCGCCACGGCCUCUCCUCUCCAUGGCCUCCUCGCCGGAAUCCUCCCCGGGCCAGCGGCCCGCCGCCACGGCCUCCUCCUCCCCGCUUCGGCCCCCUCCACGGCCUCCUUCCCACGCCAGUUGCCGGCCGCCAUGGAGUACUCCCCGCGCCGCCCCCUCCUCCAUGGACUCCUCGCCGACCUCCUCCCCGGGUCAGCGGCCGGCCGCCACGGCCUCUCGUCCCCGCGACGUCCCCCUCCAUGGCCUCCUCCCCAACCGAAGACUCAAAUAA